CUACAUCGAAGCCGGCGGGCUACGAUAUCUCUAUUCUUUUCUAAACGCUUAGUAUCUAAUCUUAAGUUAGUUAUUACGAAGCUCGCGGAGAGGCUUUAUCUACGCCUUAGUAGCUAUACCGAGAUAGGCCUACCGAUAGUCUUAAAUAAUACCUUUAGCUACUUCGCUAUAGAUAUUAUUACCGAAUACGCUUUCGCUCGUAGUUACGACUUCCUAUAA
This is a messenger RNA of Exophiala aquamarina CBS 119918, 219 nucleotides long. RefSeq lists its product as uncharacterized. The record is from RefSeq and is a predicted model, not a curated record. The transcript has a single exon. The annotation marks the transcript as partial. Gene Ontology annotation, molecular function: monooxygenase activity; iron ion binding; oxidoreductase activity, acting on paired donors, with incorporation or reduction of molecular oxygen. NCBI's taxonomy places the organism in Eukaryota, Fungi, Ascomycota, Eurotiomycetes, Chaetothyriales, Herpotrichiellaceae.